AUGGUGUCUCCUGCCCGCUUUCCGCGCGCGCCUGCUCCUCCCCUGCUUCUCCCCUGCCUCUCCCCUGCCUCCCCCCUGCCUCCCCCCUGCUCCUCCCCUGCCUCUCCCCUGCCUCCCCCCUGCGGCCUCCCCCCUGCCUCCCCCCUGCCUCCCCCCUGCCUCCCCCCUGCCUCCCCCCUGCCUCCCCCCUGCCUCCCACCUUCCUCUCCCUUGUCUCCCCCCUGCCUCCACCCUGCCUCUCCCUUGCCUCCCCCCUGCCUCCCCCCUGCCUCCCCCCUGCCUCUCUCCUUCCUCUCCCCUGCCUCCCCCCUGCCUCUCCCAUUCCUCACCCGCGGCCGCUCCCGCGGGCGGUGGCAACUGCGCGCGCAGGUGGUACUGCCAGCAGCGGGCGCGCACAUGGGCGUGGUGCAUCAGAUCCCCGAGGGCCACGUGGGCGUGUACUGGCGCGGGGGUGCGCUGCUCAAACACGUCACCGAGCCAGGCUACCACCUGCUGCUGCCCUUCAACACCACAUACGAGCCCAUCCAAGUCACACUGCAGACAGACCAGGUGACCAACAUCCCAUGCGGCACCAAGGGUGGCGUCAUGAUCUACUUUGACAAGAUCGAGGUGGUGAACAGGCUUCGGCACGACUACGUGCACGAGACGAUAAAGCAGUACGGGGUGAACUACGACAAGACGUGGAUCUACGACAAGAUUCACCACGAGAUCAACCAGUUCUGCAGUGCGCACUCGCUGCAGCAGGUCUACAUCGACCUCUUCGACCAGAUAGACGAGAAGGUGAAGGAGGCGAUCAUGCGGGACCUGGUGCAGUAUGCACCAGGCAUCGAGAUCAUUGGCGUGCGCGUCACCAAGCCCAAGAUCCCGCCCGUCAUCGCACGCAACUACGAGCAGAUGGAAGAGGAGAGGACCAAGGUGCUGAUAGUGAUUGAGCGACAGAAGGUGGUGGAGAAAGAGGGCACUCUCCCAUGCAUGUGCCUCCUCUCUCUCACUCCAUUCUGCGUCCACCUCACCCCACUCCUCCCCAACCUGCCGAUCCCCAUUCCCUGGUGUUCCCUCCUCUCAUGUCGUCACAUCGUGCUCAACCCCUCUCUUUUCCCUCCUUUCCCGUCCUUGCACCUCCCUCCCCUUGCUCCCCCAUUUCUCCCCCCAUCAAGAGUGAUGCGUGAGGCAGAGGCCAACAGUGCGCUGCUCACUGCGCCCUUCCUGAAGCUCAAAUCCAUAGAGGCACUCGCCAACAACACCAAGCUCUUCUUUGGUGAUAAGAUACCCUCUUUAAUUGAUCACCGACUCCUGUCCCAUUGGAGUGGUCAAGCCCCUCCAUAA
Closterium sp. Naga37s-1 is the source of this 1326-nucleotide messenger RNA. The record is from the annotation of a GenBank genome assembly. NCBI's taxonomy places the organism in Eukaryota, Viridiplantae, Streptophyta, Zygnematophyceae, Desmidiales, Closteriaceae.